AGAAAAAUCCUAAGUUUUUUACUUUCAGAUUUUGGCGCCACUAUUUUAUAAAUAGAGACUCUGAGCUUAACUCUUUUAUUUUAUUUUGUGAGUAGAGAAUGAAACCGGGUGAAAGCCAUGGGUUGGACCGAACCGGAACUGUAAAUAGUAAAAAGAUAAUACUGACGUCAGUAUCGGCGAUGGUGGCGGAAACGGCGACGUUUCCGAUAGAUUUAACGAAGACGAGGCUGCAGCUUCAACAUGGUUCGAAGAAUGCGUUCCAAAUUGUUGCGGAAAUCGUUGGAAAAGAAGGGGUAAAUGGACUGUAUAAAGGGCUUUCUCCUGCUAUUAUUAGGCAUCUGUUUUAUACUCCGAUUCGAAUUGUGGGUUAUGAGAAUCUGAGGAAUUUUGUUGCUAUUAAUGAUGGGGGUGAUGGUUCAACUUUGCUUUGGAGUAAAGCUAUUGUUGGUGGGAUCUCUGGUGUUAUUGCUCAGGUAGUCGCUAGUCCUGCUGAUCUUGUUAAGGUGCGGAUGCAAGCAGAUGGGCGUAUGGUGAGCCAAGGUCAGAAACCUAGAUACUCGGGUCCUUUCGACGCGUUCAACAAGAUUGUGCAUGCAGAAGGGUUUGGUGGACUAUGGAAAGGGGUAUUCCCUAAUAUUCAAAGGGCAUUUUUAGUGAACAUGGGAGAAUUAGGGUGUUACGAUCACGCAAAAAGAUUUGUUAUUCAGAAGCAGAUAGCUUCCGAUAAUGUUUACGCUCACAGCUUGGCCUCCAUUAUGUCAGGGCUCGCCGCGACGGCUUUGAGUUGUCCAGCGGACGUAGUGAAGACAAGAAUGAUGAACCAAGAAGGCAGCAAGGUUAUGUACAAGAGCUCUUAUGAGUGUGUGGUGAAGACAGUUAGGAGUGAGGGAAUAAGGGCAUUAUGGAAAGGAUUUAUUCCUACUUGGGCAAGGCUUGGUCCCUGGCAAUUUAUGUUUUGGGUCUCUUAUGAGAAAUUCAGACAAGCUGCAGGCCUUUCUUCCUUCUGAUCAAAUUGUCUAGUCUGCAAGUUUGUUGGCCAAUUAAUUAUGGCUGCUUCAAUUUUCUAAUGCAUCAAAAUAAGAUUUUAAUAAAUCUACUAUUUGCUUCUUAUUAGGCCA
Mercurialis annua (annual mercury) is the source of this 1118-nucleotide messenger RNA. RefSeq names its product mitochondrial uncoupling protein 3. The transcript has 2 exons. NCBI's taxonomy places the organism in Eukaryota, Viridiplantae, Streptophyta, Magnoliopsida, Malpighiales, Euphorbiaceae. The record is from RefSeq and is a predicted model, not a curated record. The coding region runs from base 99 to 1007 and encodes 302 amino acids. Gene Ontology annotation, biological process: response to cold; transmembrane transport.